Messenger RNA from Alternaria atra, 1011 nucleotides. RefSeq lists its product as uncharacterized. NCBI's taxonomy places the organism in Eukaryota, Fungi, Ascomycota, Dothideomycetes, Pleosporales, Pleosporaceae. The record is from RefSeq and is a predicted model, not a curated record. The coding region runs from base 1 to 1011 and encodes 336 amino acids. Gene Ontology annotation, biological process: translation. The transcript has 2 exons. Gene Ontology annotation, cellular component: ribosome. Gene Ontology annotation, molecular function: structural constituent of ribosome.
AUGCCGCCGCGAAUACCAGCCUUGUCGUGCCUGCGGGUGCCGACGUCUUCAUCCGUCACAAACCAACUCACCCUCCCCAUUCGAACUUUCGCCUCUACAUCGCGUGUUCAUGCCGAGUCAAUCGAAAGACAGAAGAAGCGCCUCGCCAAUGACCCCUACAUAGUCGCUCAGCGGAACAGAAAGAAAGCCGCCAACCUCACGCGCCGCGCUGAGCUCGAACAAGGCCGAGUCGCCAGUCUUGGAGACCCAGUCCGUGGCGUUUCAACACCAUUCGUGCAGUCGUUCGACACUGGGAAGCCGAUUACGUCCGAGGAAGAUAACAAGCUACCGAAAGACCGAACACAUCUCAACUAUGCCUUCAAUCCGAAAACUGUUUCAAGACAACUCGAGAAGAGCAAAGAGUUGGCUGUGCCGCUGAGCGAUAUUGGAAAGCAGGCAACAACUGGAUCUACCAAAUGGGGCAAGGACAUAUUCAGUGCAAGGAUACCGGAGAUCGAAAAGUCGGCUGAAGAGAUUGAAGAGCAAAACAUGAAGGACCAUGCUCGAGCUGCUGAGGCUAUCGCCCGCAUCACUGCCCUUGAGAAUGGGUCUAGCAAAGACCGUAUGCGCGUGAAUAUCACACGUUGUGUCGAGACAUUUGGACGCCACAACACCGACAGGAAAUUCCCACCCAAAGCGCCAUCGCUAAGCCGGUCUGGUGCUGACGAAACGCGUGUCGUUCGCCCAGAGACGAACAUUGCAGCAGCCGCAAAGCGAGUAGGACCCGAUACAGGAUCUUCCGAAGUCCAAAUUGCCAUCUUGACCGCCAAGAUCAAGACCCUGGCAGAUUUUCUACAAUCACGAGGAAAGGGCGACAAGCACAACAAGCGAAACCUGCGGUUACUGGUGCAUAGGAGGCAGAAACUGUUACAAUAUUUGAGGAGGAAGGAGAGAGGUGGUCCGAGGUGGCAGCAUUGCAUUGAAACUCUUGGGCUAACUGAGGGCACCUGGAGAGGCGAGAUCUCCUUGUGA